GCUGGCGGCGCAGAGUUGAGUUUCUUCGGGCGCGACGGGCUGUAUUGAAGGUCCCUAGGAGCCGGUGGGGGCUGUAGGGGUAAUCUGGCAGGGCGCCUGGCGCUGUAGGUAUUGCGGUCUUCGCGAGCCCCCUUGUGCGAGGCCGUGUCCCCCUUUCCCCGGCUUCUGGUGCUCUCAGGUCGCGGCCCGCUCCCGGAAGCCACAGAAACUGGUAACAAAGAGCCUGCUGGGCCGCCCGCUGCCCGGGCUGGGGGACCCAGAAGUCUGGARGAGUGGCUGGGGAUGACCGCGAGCCGGGCCAUGAGUCCAAGAUCACUGCGGUGAGGGGCGCGGCCGGCGGCCGAGGCGCUGGUGCAGGCCGUGACGCCGGCGCUCCACUCCUCGCCGCCUGCGGCGCUCCGGAGCUGGUGCCUCUGCUCUCCUGGCCGCUCCACUGGGGAAAGUGGCUUCCCGGCCUCUCCCGGGCAGCUCCUGGCCCCCARCUGCAAAGGAACGGCGCUCAGCCCCGGCCCGAGUCCCCGGGUUUCUCUGCAGGACACACAGGASCUGGCUCUUCCCCGAGGUGCCCCGAAGCUUUGUGUGAAGCAUCUGGAGAAGCCGACAGGAGGGAUUUUUGGUUUUAAUAAAGUUUUUUUUUUUUUUAAAGUCUCCGUUUUUAGAUAUUUUUCGCGGAGUUUGCAGUACACUCUACCUCUUCGCCUUUUUUCUCCUGCUCCUGGAGUGGUUUAUUCCUCAGCUGUAAACAUUUUUASUAUCAGUGGAGCAAACCAGAGAUGAACGUUUUGUGAUUGAAAGUGUAACCAUUAAAAACCACGUMGAAAUAGUAUAGUCAAGAUGGACAAAAAGUCCUUCGAGACGGUGCUGGAUGAAAUCAGAAAGGCUGUUUUGACAGAAUAUAAAUUAAAAGCAAUUGAAUAUGUGCAUGGAUACUUCUCUAGUGAACAGGUAGUGGAUUUACUGAGAUAUUUUUCCUGGGCUGAGCCUCAGUUGAAAGCAAUGAAAGCAUUACAGCAUAAAAUGGUAGCUGUUCACCCAGCAGAAGUGGUCAAUAUACUCAACUGUUUCACCUUCAGUAAAGAUAAGCUAGUUGCUCUUGAACUGUUAGCUUCAAACAUUGUCGAUGCGCAGAAUUCUCGUCCCAUUGAAGAUUUGUUCAGGAUAAAUAUGUCUGAGAAGAAACGGUGCAAAAGAGUACUUGAACAGGCUUUUAAGGGGGGCUGCAAAGCUCCUCACGCUAUGAUAUCUUCUUGUGGAACAAUCCCAGGAAAUCCAUAUCCCAAAGGAAGACCUAGUCGUAUAAAUGGAAUUUUCCCAGGAACCCCUUUGAAAAAGGAUGGUGAAGAAUGUACAAAUGAGGGCAAAGGCAUAGCUGCACGGAUUCUUGGACCAUCCAAGCCACCUCCUUCGACAUACAACCCACAUAAACCUGUUCCUUAUCCUAUACCUCCAUGCCGGCCACAUGCAACCAUUGCACCAAGUGCUUACAACAAUGCAGGUCUGGUACCGUUAGCCAACAUGAUAGCUCCAGGUGUACCCCCUCCAUCUCCAUAUACUCCGAAUCCUGUAGGAACAGAAAAUGAAGACCUUUCCAGUCAGUCAAAACCUACACAAAAUCAAACAUUUUCUACCCCAGCAAGUCAACUCUUUUCUCCUCAUGGUUCUAAUCCUUCAACACCUGCUGCGACUCCCGUCCCUACUGCAUCCCCAGUCAAGACAGUAAACCAUCCAUCAGCCUCAGCAGCUGCCACCGGUUCUGGAAUGAACAUGCCCAAUACUGUCCUCCCGGUGUUCCCAGGGCAGRUCUCCGCAGCCAUUCAUACACCUCAGCCAUCGACGCCAAACCCUACAGUUAUCAGGACCCUCUCAUUGCCUACGGCACCCGUUACUUCCAUCCACAGUACAACAUCUGCUCCUGUUCCUUCUGUUUUUUCUGGCCUGGUGCCACUGCCAGGUCCUUCUGCUACUCCUAACCCAGCCCCUCAGGCCACAACCACACCUCGGGCUACUCUGGCUUCCAGUGAAUCAUUUGCUUCUACUUCUGCUCCUUUCACUAGCCUCUCCUUUUCUGCCACCUCUGCUGCUGCUUCUACCAACAAUCCAAAUUCGGCUUCAUUAUCAUCGGUUUUUGCAGGUCUCCCUUUGCCCUUAACRCCAACCUCCCAAGGUGUAUCCAACCCGACUCCUUCUGUAAUUGCGGGUGGUUCUGCCCCCAGUGUUGCUGGUCCACUUGGUGUAAAUAGUCCUCUUCUGUCUGCUUUAAAAGGCUUUCUGACAUCAAAUGACACCAAUUUAAUCAACUCCUCUGCUUUGUCAUCUGCUGUCACGAGUGGGCUGGCUUCAUUAUCCUCUCUUACUAAGCGAAACUCUGAUUCUCCUGCUUCAGCGCCUAGCAAGUGCUAUGCACCCCCAGCUGUCCCCACUCUGCAGGGGUCUUCCACUCCUGGGAUGGCCAUGUUCCCAGGCCUGCCGUCCCCCGUGGCUAACCCAACUUCCACUCCYCCUACGCUGCCUGUGCAGUCUCCUUUGGCUACUGCUACGUCCUCCUCAACAUCAGUGCCCGUUAGCUGUGGCUCCUCAGCCUCCCUUUUGCAUGGCCCCCACCCAGGUACCUCAGACCUGCAUAUUUCACCUACCCCUGCAGUUACUACCAUUCCUGUAAUGAUCAAAACCGAGCCCACAAGUCCUACUCCCUCGGCCUUCAAAGGCCCAUCUCAUUCUGUGACUCCCUCUCAUGGCACUUUAAGUUUGUCAGGGACAUUGGGUCGUGCAUAUACUUCGGCGUCAGUGCCCGUCAGUUUAUCUACUUGCCUUAAUCCUGCAUUAUCAGGUCUCUCCAGUUUGAGUACUCCCUUAAAUGGCUCAAAUCCCCUUUCUUCUAUUUCCCUUCCACCUCAUGCUUCCUCCACUCCUAUUGCUCCMGUGUUUACUGCUCUUCCUCCUUUUACUUCUCUGACCAAUAGUUUUCCUUUGCCUGGCAACCCGUCUCUUAAUCCAUCGGUGUCUCUUCCAGGGUCAUUAAUAGCCACCUCAUCUACCACUGCCACCUCCGCAGCUAUGCCUCCUCCUAGCUCCACGGCAGCUGUUCUCUCAGGGCUCUCUGCCUCAGCACCAGUCUCGGCAGCACCUUUCCCCCUCAACUUAUCCACUGCCGUCCCCUCACUUUUUCCAGUUACCCAAGGACCUCUUCCCCCUUCAAAUCCCUCCUAUCCUGGCUUUUCUGUCUCCAAUACCCCAAGUGUUACCCCUGCUCUCCCUUCGUUCCCGGGGCUGCAGGCGCCCUCCACAGUCACAGCUGUCACACAACUACCUGUCGCGGCUACGGCCCCGUCACCAGCUCCUGUCCUCCCGGGAUUCGCUUCAGCGUUUAGUUCUAAUUUCAACUCUGCUCUUGUUGCACAAGCCGGUUUAUCGUCUGGACUUCAAGCUGCAGGCAGUUCUGUUUUUCCAGGCCUCCUGUCCCUCCCAGGUAUCCCUGGGUUUUCCCAGAAUCCYUCACAGUCAUCCUUGCAAGAAUUACAGCAUAAUGCAGCAGCGGCACAGUCAGCAUUGUUACAGCAGGUGCAUUCAGCUUCAGCUCUGGAAAGCUAUCCAGCUCAGCCUGAUGGGUUUCCUAGCUAUCCUUCAACACCAGGAACUCCAUUUUCUUUGCAGCCAAGUCUGUCCCAAAGUGGAUGGCAGUGAAUAUUUUUUAAUUUUUAUUAUUCUUGGGAGCAACAUGAGAUUUUCUUAAGAACUGCAGUGAACAAUCUGACAAAUGUGAAGUUGGCCAAAAGUCAGAAUAUGAAAAUGAGGAUAAUCCUAGGAAAGUUGUGGCAAGAAUUUGAAAAGUCUGGUUGCAUUUUUUAAAAUGGUUUUAAGUAUGAAUACUCCCCAUUUCUUUAUGUAAAUAUGCUGACAAUAAAUUGUAUGGAGAAUAGUAUUUAAAAAGUAUUUGGGAACUUUUCACCUCCCAGUCUACAAAAUUUUGAAUCAUGUAUGUGAUCUACAUAGAAAGAAUAUUAAGCAGGAGACUGAACUCCUUAUAGCCGAAUACAGCCUUAAAUCUGCUUGUAUAGCAUCCAUGGACAGAAGUAAUAGUUGUGCCUCAGACUUAAUGGGUUGCAUGUGGCCCUGGGGGACUUACUACCCUUGGUAUGCAUGAGUGGUUCCUGUUAGCAUCAGUUGGAACUCAAUACUCCAUGUGUAUACACAAAAGGGAACUUGAGACCCACUGUUAUUUUUUAUUUCUGAUAUUAAUGAUCAUACAUACUGCUGAAUUUAACUCAAUAUAUUUCAGGUAAGUGAAAAUGGUGCUUAAUGUAGUCUUUAGAAUGACUUUCAGGUUUUCGACUAAAAAUAUAUAUCCAGAACUACUUUCUUACGGAAAUAUAAGUAAGGAAGGCUUAUGAUAAUAUUUGCCUUCAAAACAUUUUUCCCAAUCUCAGCAGUAUCCACAUGAGUGAGGAACACUUGACUGACUCUUGGGCCACCUCUAUUACUCAUUGUACUCUGGAAGCUCUUGGUGAAUGUUUACAAUCAUGGGAUGUCGUAUUUCUCUUUGUACUUAAAGUCAAAUGCUUAUCUGAAAUAAUUAUGUGACAGCAAAUAGAGAAUACUUGCUCUGUUAGUAAUGCAGUGUGUACUCUAUUUAAGGACCUGUGGUAGUAUAACAUGAUUGAAUGUCAUUAAUUUAAGAAUAACAACUGCCACAUUGGGGGCGGGGGGUGUAGGAAGAAUGAAUUCCAAUCCUGUGAUUAAAAUUGUAAAUUAUAGAAUCUACUGUAGUACAUUUCAGCAUCUAGAAGUUUUACUUUUAUAAAGAUGGUGUCUGGAAGAUGUUGCAAAUGUAUUUUCCUUCAACAUGGGGAACAAACUUUUUAAGUAUAUUAAAUAUUCCUGUAUGGUUAGUUUUUAACAAUUUUUUAAAAUAAACUUUAUGGAUAUGACAAAUAUUUUGUGUUUUAUUAAAUGCUUGGAUAGGGUUUUGGGGUUUUUGUGUAUGUGCUUGAACGAACAUACUGAAUGGUCUUUGUCUGAAUUUAUUUGAAACCCUACUUAUACUACCGAUUACCCAACCCUUUAAAUAAUAUGCUAAAGUUAUAACUAACAAUUGAAACAGAUGAAUAAAUACUUUGAAUUGUCUUUGAAUACAUAUAUUUCCAACAGUUAAUGAUACCAGUUGCCAGAAUUUAUCAUGUUUUUCAUUUUAAGUCUACAUUCAUAAAACUUUUUAAGAU
Messenger RNA from Urocitellus parryii (Arctic ground squirrel), 5216 nucleotides. RefSeq names its product proline and serine rich 1 (gene Proser1). The record is from RefSeq and is a predicted model, not a curated record. Lineage: Eukaryota; Metazoa; Chordata; Mammalia; Rodentia; Sciuridae.